Prunus armeniaca (apricot) is the source of this 717-nucleotide messenger RNA. NCBI's taxonomy places the organism in Eukaryota, Viridiplantae, Streptophyta, Magnoliopsida, Rosales, Rosaceae. The record is from the annotation of a GenBank genome assembly.
AUGGCCGAAGAAGGAUUGGAAUUCGAAUACCGGAAGAAAUUACAGGGAAUUGAAUUCUGGGACAUGCACGACUUGAUCAACAAGGUGGACCGAUACGCAUCCUUGUUGAAAGAAGAGGUGCAGAAGAGGACGGCUUCAAAAGGGACUUACUAUCGGAAUCCCGUUGUCAGCUAUGCCGAAGCAGACAGCCCCACAGAGGCCGAGAGCGACGAAGUUGAGAUGAGCUCAGCCGAGGUCAGCAUAGACAAGCCAUUCGUCUGCAAAGGACUUGUCAAGGCCGACAAUAGUCGCACAAAGAUUCCCGACGCCAAGUUCGCAACUCGAGAAAUGAAGGCUUACACUUUUGAUUUGACCAGGGCCGAAGCUAUCUUUGACCUACUGUUAACCGAGAAAAAGGUCAAAUUGUCCUUCGGCCAUAAAAUUCUGAAACCCGAAGUGCUCAAAGGAAAGACGUUCUGCAAAUGGCACAGUUCUUGGUUUCACAACACCAAUAACUUCGUUGUUCUACGAGACGUCAUCCAGAAGUUAAUAGACGAAAAAAAGCUCCAAUUCCCGGAAAAGGCGGCCAUGCAAGUCGACUCUAAGCCAUUCCCUCCGCCUGUCAUCAACAUGGUCAACGCUCAGCUCUGGGCCGAAUAUAGGGAAGUUCAUCGGUCUGCAGAAGGAAAGGAGCCGUUGGUACCGUGCACGGCCUGGGGGGCAGCACCGAACCGCUGA